Molecule: messenger RNA, 612 nt
Organism: Strongylus vulgaris
Lineage: Eukaryota; Metazoa; Nematoda; Chromadorea; Rhabditida; Strongylidae
Source: the annotation of a GenBank genome assembly
GGUCCCCCGAGGAAGUCAUUCAUUCUCACUGGUCUAACGACGCUCAGCAAUCCAAAGCAUACUCAUCGUGUUGAGAAAAGUGUUAUACAUCCUGAUUAUGACGGGAAGGAAAUGAACAAUGACAUCGCCCUCGUCAAGAGCAAAUACUCCUUAUAUAAUGAAGGCGUUUCGAGCGUAUGUCUAGCUAGAAACGAUUCCGAACUACUUUCAACUGCGGAAGGAGUUGUUACAGGAUUUGGACUACACGUAGUAAGCCAGUCCUUGUUUGGAGUGACUAUGGGAGUCAGUGAUGUUGUACUCGAGACGACGUUACCAAUAAUUUCAAAAAGCAAGUGCCAAAAAGAAUGGAGCGUAUUAUCGGGAGGUACAAUAACGAUUUCUGAUGAUCAAUUGUGCGCUGGAUCCAGAAUGCAUGGAACUGGACCGGGCGAUAGUGGUGGACCAUUGCUGGCCAAAGGAAGUAAUGGAAAACUGAUACAAGUUGGCAUAACCUCUUUUGGGGCUGCAGGCUUUCGAGGACUCUUGGAUCAGAGCACUUAUCCGGGUACUGAGCUUUGCGUUUCUUUUCCCUUUAAUUUAAAAGACUAUUUAACCAUUUAUCACUUAUAUACG